UCUUUGUCUCACACUCUCGGUACUGGGUACAACCUGGGAAGUCUAGGUCGCAACUUCUCAGUGAGCUAAUCAACUGAAUUUAGUUUGCCCCCAAUGCCAAAUACUUCAUCCUCCGUUAACGUAAUCCUGUUUUAGAACUAUUCAAAUACUUUCAGGCUUGAAAGUUGUUGUCUGUCGUUUCGUCUUCUAUAGCAUUCGCUUCCAUCGGUAGCAACAUCUUCAAGUUGCUUUGCUUCCCCACUGUUGCAAAGGCGGACAAAGGCAAGACGAUUGCCCGAAUAUUGUGAAACACCAGCGCCUGCCUUCAGCUCGUCGCAUUAUCAGCCUCAUUGGCAAUAGCCCCGAGUUUGAUCUUGCUCCCCACUGAGCCACAUUGCUUAGCUAGAUCAUCUUGUUCUGAAUAGAUUUCAAUUUUUCUUGUGAUUCCUUUUCUCCCUUCCUUUGCUUCCCCAUCAACUUUUAAACCAACCACCAAGAUGGCGUUGCCAAAACGCAUUGUGAAAGAGACAGAACGUCUCAUGACUGAACCGGUCCCCGGUAUCAGCGCAGUCCCCCAUGAGGAUAACUUGAGAUAUUUCGAUGUCGAGAUCCAUGGCCCCUCAGGAUCGCCGUACGAGGGAGGUGUUUUCAAGCUCGAGCUAUUCCUAACAGAUGACUACCCGAUGGUCCCACCCAAGAUCCGCUUCCUGACCAAGAUUUAUCACCCCAACGUUGACAAGUUAGGACGAAUUUGCCUAGAUGUUCUUAAGAACAACUGGUCACCAGCCUUGCAGAUUCGAACCAUCCUACUAUCCAUCCAAGCACUCCUCGGUGCCCCGAACCCGGAAGACCCCCUAGCCGCGGACGUCGCUAAGAGCUGGAAGGAGGACGAGAAUAAGGCCAUCGCGACCGCCAAGGAGUGGACCAAGAACUUCGCUACACCCCCGCCGAAAUAGAAGAGUAGGUUGGCUCGCGCUCGUGCUGCGGUAAAGAGGACGGUCUAUCGGCAUGUUCUGCGACGAAAUUCCCAAGGACAGAAGUUCGAGGACGUGUGGGCCGAAAUGUUGAGGUCUGAUCUCGCGUGAGCGGCCCUACGAGUUGAGAUGGGAGGAACUCCUUGUGCUGAAAGCCGAGGUCUCAUCCCUCUUGAUUUUCACUAGUAUUGGACUGCGCUGGCGUUACGUGCCUUGAUUGACGACAGAUGACGGUAGAAGAAUACGAUAGCAGGAUCACAGAUAGUAUGCGG
Messenger RNA from Annulohypoxylon maeteangense, 1225 nucleotides. RefSeq names its product ubiquitin-conjugating enzyme E2 35. The transcript has 4 exons. The record is from RefSeq and is a predicted model, not a curated record. The coding region runs from base 477 to 935 and encodes 152 amino acids. NCBI's taxonomy places the organism in Eukaryota, Fungi, Ascomycota, Sordariomycetes, Xylariales, Hypoxylaceae.